CCAGCGGUGAAGUACGACGACGAAUAUCAAUAGGUGGCACAGCAAUCUGGGUGUGGGAUGGAGAUGGAGCGGGAGCUACAACAUGGAGCACUUCCACUAGAGGAUAUGCUCUUCCAUAAUGAAGACGAGCUGUUGCUUGCAGAGGAUACCGAAGGCGAGCAAGAUGAUGAUUUCGAUGUGCUCCGCUUUUUACAAACCUCUGCGCUGUGUGUGAGAGCUGGGAUUCCGAAAGUGAGACGGGCUGUGAUGUUGUGGCCAACCCGAGGUCCGCUACAAGACGACAGGCAAGGAAGGGGUGAGAUUGACGAGAAGGGUGGGAUGGGUGAUGACGACAGGCAAGGAAUGGGUGAGAUUGACGAGAAGGGUGGGAUGGGUGAUGACGACAGGCAAGGAAUGGGUGAGAUUGACGAGAAGGGUGGGAUGCGUAACAACAACAACAAUAACGGCGGCAAGCAGCGACUGAGAGAACUGGCUCAGACGGGCGUGAAGGAGGAUAACAACAACAACAACAACAACAACAGUAACGAGAACAACGAUGGUGAUCAGAGACUGGGGGUAAAGGGUGAGGAGGGUGAGAAGGAUGACACUGUCAACAACAACGACGGUGAUAACAACAACAACAACAACAACAACAACAACAACAACAAUGGCAACAGUAAUGGCAACAAGAACGACAACAAGUACGACGACGGUGGCGGUGAUAACCAUGGGGGCAAAGGGGCAGAGAGUGGUGCUUCUGCAUCCAAGGUUCUUAUCAGCAUCAUGGGAAAGAUGCCGCCAUCAGUACAGUGGGGGAGAAUUAGUGGCUUGUUGCGGCUGGUGAAGUGGGGUUUGAGGUUGAAGUUUCUGAUUGUAGGACAUGAUAGGUUCAUCUGACAUAGAUUGCUUAACGUGCAUGCAUAGGUAGU
Molecule: messenger RNA, 908 nt
Organism: Chara braunii
Lineage: Eukaryota; Viridiplantae; Streptophyta; Charophyceae; Charales; Characeae
Source: the annotation of a GenBank genome assembly